CGCUCGCUAUAGUUAUUCAUCAUCGCCAUUUCUUACUAUAAUAUUCAUACGUUACAUCGCCGGGUCCAUUGUUGUGGUGCUGUGGGCGUGACGUGUCCGCUCUGCGCCAGUAACUGCUCAUCAGCUUGAAUACACGGGAAAGGCUUGGCGCGUGCAUUUGCGACCGUGACUCGCCUUCCUCCUCCACGUAUUCAUAUUCUUUCUCUGUGAUCCGGGGGAAAUCAGUCGCCUAUUCUUCGUCAUCACAUGCGAUUGUGAGAAAUUUCAACAGAACCUGCGGGGUGCGCGGGAGUUGUGACACAUUACCGUCCGCCAGGUCUUAGCUCAAAGUCCCGGCGCGAUAUCACAGCAGCAUGGCCGCUCGUCACAAACGAAAGCUCGAAGCUUUUGAUCCCAACAAAUCGGAUUCAGACGAUUCAGACUACGACGCCACUUCAGCGCCAGCCCCUCGCUCCGCCAAACCGUCGCGUCGACAUAAGCCGACUUCCACCCGCAAACCAACGAAGCGCCGACGUGAGACAUACGGCGAUAGUGACGACGACGUCGAGCAGGACGGCGACGAUAUCAGUGACGAAGAAGGCUCCUUUGAUGAAGAUAGCGAAGAGGAGGAGCUGGAAGUGAACCCACGCACCGGUCGCGGCGUGCGAUCUGCAGCUAAGAAAGAGGUCAAAUACGAAGAGAGCGACGAAGACGAAGAGGACUCCGAUGCGUCCGACAGCGAUACCAAGUCGAGAGAGCCCCCUAAGAUUUCUCUCAAGAAGCGUACAGCGACGGGCGAGACGUCGAAGCAACGUUCAUUAAUCGUCAAAUUGAAGAUGAAUAGAGGCGAAAACAAGAGACAGCGGCCGGGCAGUCGCUCUUCUCGGCAAGACUUCAGUGCGGCUCCGGCGGGCACGCGACGAAGUAGCCGCAUAUCGCACGAUGAUGGCGAGGCGCUUGUUGCGCUUUCAAACUCUCUGAAGCAUGAGGUCGUGACGAGGGCCGGCACACAAACACCAGAACCGGUGGGAAAUCGUCGACCAACGCGUGGUGGCAAAGGUCUGAAGUCAUUGCCGAGCGCCAUUCUUGAAGUCUCACAAGAAGAGGGCGAUGAUUCGGUCAUCAUUCGGUCGUCACAAGCUAACCCGGAGGAAAUCACGUCGCAAUUAGAAGAGGCAGCGGGCGUCGAUCAGGACGAUGAUCCUGUGCCGACCUCUCGCACAUUGGCAGAUGACGAUGCAACAGAAAAGGACGAGGACGAAAACGAUGACAUCCCUAUGGAAGAAGCCCAGGAAGAGGAGCAUGUCGUGCAAGAGUCACAACAUGAUCCUGAAGACAAUGAUGACGAAGAUGCCCCCAUAGCACGGGGUGGCCGAGCAGCGCGUAACAAUCGAAGGAAGGCGUCCACACCGCCUGCUUCGCAAACCGGAACUUCGCGCCGAUCUUUGCGGACGCGCAAGUCUGCCACAGAGCCUAGUAGUGACUUUGAGCCGGAUGCGGAAGGCGAACACGAAGCCGAAGAGGAGAUGACUGACUCUGAUGAGCUGCUCAAGCCUACUCGUCUCGGCGGUAGUAGCAACGAAGGUAGUGCGAACGGCAGGCGUUCAGGUCGUCUUCGGAGCAAAGCAGGCUCUCAGCGGAGUCGAUCGAGACGCAAUGCAUCAGAAGAUGAAGCUGAUGAGGAGCUGGAUGUCGACGAAAUCGCUGACGAGGCCGCCGAGCUGGAUGAAGAUGCUCGCCGCAACCGUCGUCCAGCUCGACGCGCUCAGACUCGCAACACAGAAAUCUCCUACGAGCCCAAGCUGCGCGAUCGUGGCAAGAAACCGGACUAUCGUAUCUAUCGACCGGAGUACCUGCUCAAUGUGGACGAAGAGGAAAGCGCUGUGCCGGCGACAACUCCUCAGCGGAAUCGCCGUGGUGGCGGCCCAAAUUUCUAUCGCAGCCUCUUCUCGACAGUCGGCCCUUUCGGAGGCGCAGGAGAGCCUGCGCCUGUGUUUGGAGGUCCUGCUGGAGCCGCAGCCGCUGGCGGCGUCGACUCUGAUAGCAGUGACGACGAGGCCAGGGGCGGACAGGCUGGACUUGGUGGCACUGUGGGGAUGACACCCACCUCAGGAUUUCCGAAGCCAUUUUCUGCUCCUCAAGCACAUAAUAAUGACCCGAUCACGGGCGCCGGUGGUGGGCCUCCUGGCCUCGGUAAAGUCAAAGAUCGAAAAGCUCUGGCCGAUGCUGACCCUCUGGGUGUGGACCCCAAUGUCAAUUUCGACGGCGUUGGUGGCCUCGACAACCACAUUAAUCAGCUCAAGGAGAUGGUCAUGCUGCCUCUGCUCUAUCCGGAGCUAUUCCUGCGCUUCCAUGUAACUCCUCCUCGAGGUGUGCUCUUCCACGGUCCUCCUGGUACUGGUAAAACACUUCUCGCUCGAGCAUUGGCGUCAAGCGUGAGCUCGAACGGGCGUAAGGUCACGUUCUACAUGCGCAAGGGUGCUGAUGCCCUCAGCAAGUGGGUCGGAGAAGCAGAGAAGCAGCUUCGUCUACUUUUCGAAGAGGCGCGCAAGAAUCAGCCUAGUAUCAUCUUCUUUGACGAGAUUGAUGGCCUCGCGCCCGUUCGUUCUAGCAAGCAAGAACAGAUUCACGCAUCUAUCGUUGCCACACUUCUCGCGCUCAUGGACGGUAUGGAUGGCCGAGGUCAAGUCAUUGUCAUCGGUGCUACCAAUCGACCCGACUCAGUUGAUCCAGCUCUUCGUCGACCGGGUCGUUUCGACCGGGAAUUCUAUUUUCCCCUUCCCGAUCAAAGCGGUCGCCGCAAAAUCAUCGACAUCCAUACCAAAGGCUGGGAGCCUCCAUUGCAGGAUCCCUUCAAAGACCAGCUCGCUGAGAUCACUCGUGGAUAUGGUGGUGCAGAUCUGCGCGCUUUGUGCACUGAAGCCGCACUGAACGCUGUCCAGGGAACGUUCCCUCAGAUCUACUCCAGCGAGCAGAAACUGAUCGUUGAUCCUAGCGCAAUCAAGGUUCUUGCCAAGGAUUUCAUGAUCUCUGUGAAUAAGAUGAUUCCCUCAUCCGAGCGCUCAGCUGCGACAGGCGCGGCGCCGUUGAAGAAGGACAUCGAGCCUCUCCUUCGUGCUCCACUCGCCGCAAUCGCCGAGCGUCUGGAGGAGAUCAUUCCGCGCAAGAGGAAAAUCACGGCGCUCGAAGAGGCAUUGUAUGAUGAUCGCGAUGAUGAAUUUGGAUUCGAGAAGGAAACGCUGCAACGGAACUUCGAAUCCUCACGAAUCUUCAGGCCGCGCUUACUGAUCCAGGGUCGGGAAGGCAUGGGUCAGCAAUAUCUCGGCGCAGCAUUACUGAGCAAGUUUGAGGGACUCCAUGUGCAAAACUUCGACCUGCCGACUCUGAUGAAGGACUCUACACGGUCACCCGAAGCCGCCAUUGUACAGCUGUUCGAGGAAGUGAAGCGACACAAGCCGAGCGUCAUUUACAUCCCUAAUGUCGACAUCUGGUACGGGACGCUCAGUGAUUCCGCAUUGAGAACUUUCUCUGGGCUUCUGCGAAGCCUUCCUCCUACAGAUCCUGUCCUCUUGUUGGGUAUUAUGGACGUUGAUUCCAAUCAUGAAGAAGUCGAACCUGGCCUGAAGAAGUUAUUCCAAUACUCCAUGAAGAACCUUUACACCCUUGAGCGACCCAGCAAGGCCGCUCGUGCCGAAUUCUACCAGCCCAUCCUGGAGCUGCUUGCAAAGUCGCCGCUGGAGUUCCCGGAUUUGGAAAACCGGAAGAAACGUAAGCUCGAGGUCUUGCCGCUCGCGCCUAUUGCGCCCCCGCGACAACCGACCGAAGCCGAAUUGCGCGAGCAGAAGAAGAAGGAUCGAUUGGCCCUCAAUCAGCUUCGCAUAUUCCUCUUGCCCGUGAUGGAGCAGGUCAAGAAGUACAAACGUUUCCGAGCUCCUGUCGUCGACGAAAAUGUCAUCAGCUACCUCUUCGACGAUACUGACCCGAACGUGCUUUCCACCGAUCUGAGCGAAGAACAGCGGCAGCAACAGCAGCUCUACCGACCUUUUGAGCUGAGCAAGGACAAGCAUGGUCACCCUGGUAUCCGAGAGGUUGCCACGGGCAAAUUCUACUACAAUCUUGAGAUUGUGACCAUCGAGAAACGUCUAAACAAUGGUUAUUACAAACGACCAAUGGACUUCGUCGCCGACUUCAAGCGUAUCGCAAAGGACUCCAACGUCUCCGGCGACCAAGAGCGGACGAUGCGUGCCAAUGAUCUCCUGGCCACAGUGGAAGUUGACAUGGCUGCUCUGGAGGAAGCUCAACCGCAUCUAGCGGCACAGUGGAAUGCCGUAUAUGCUAGGGAACUGGAGCGUGAACGGAAGCAGAUCGAGAAAGCCCAAGAAGCGCGUCUCAAGGGUGAGAAGGUACCGGUCAUAAUAGCAAAUGUCCCACCUCCGAUAAGCUCAAAGACAACCUCGGACAACGCUUCCGGCCCUAUUAUGCUCGGACAGCACAUUCCAGGGCCACCGCCGCUAUUCCCUACCACUCCCAACCAGCUAGGCCCCAGGACGACCUCGGACUGGAGCACAACCAAUACGAACGGCACACAGAACACCAAUGGAUACACUGUGCCAUCGCGACCAGGACAUGAAGACAGCGAGCUUUAUGAGAGCAGCCAGGAUGUGUUGCAACCAGGCCACGUCACUGCAGGGCGCCCAGCACCACACUUGAGCUUCAGUCAGCCAGCUUCUAUCCGACAUGCUGGAUCCGCGCUCACGCACAUGCUUCCGGGCUCCAAUCCUGACCAAUAUGCCAACAGCGCAUCCUCUACAACUUCGGGCCAGAGGACCCACCACCACACCACGAAUAGCAGCGGGCGCACCAGUGGGCAUUCGAAUGGGGUUGGCCAUGACAUACCCGACUAUGCCAGGUCAGGACUCUACAAUAACAAUGCCAGUCAAUUCACCGAUACCCAACCGCCUUCUGUCGCGUCGCAGCUGACGCCGCCGGAUUCGCGCAUGCCGCCUCCCCACCGUGAAGGUCGCGCCGUCCCCGUUGACGCGCUAGUGAAUGACCCUGCUGAGCCAGCACAAGGACAACCGGGGCAGUACUCUCGCGCACAAUAUACACAUCCUACAACCACUGUCGCCAACACUACAACGACAACCUACAUGACGGGUGACAAAUCUGCGGCCACCUCUGCUGCACCCGAUCACGUCUCUGGCGGCGCCAUUACCACAACCACGACGCACGUCGAUGCCGACGGAGACGUAGCCAUGUCCCCAGCCGCAGCUCCCCAUCCAGCUCUCAUCAUCGACCCACGUCUCAUGGCAGCGCUCCACACCGAGCUCGUCACGUAUUCCUCCGGACUCUCGCUCGAACAACUGGAGCAGACGCACGCGGCCAUGAUGCGCGUACUCUGGCGCGACCGCACCGAUUGGAACCGCGACAUGUUGGCGCAAAAGGUCAAGGACGCAUUUAAUGCCUGCGUGCGCGACAUCGAGGCCUGCCAAGGUGUGGACGAUCCCAGCCAACGCUCCCUCCACGGCGCUGGCGGCGCUACGAAAGGCCGGAAGGUCAGCGACGACGCGUGGACGGACGCGACGCCUGCGAGAGGCCCAGGAGGGACCCGGGACCACGGGAUUGCAGAAGACGACGGAGACGAUUCCCGCGUCAUUCGAGGCAGGGAGAUGGAGAGGAGACUCGUCGAUAUCGUCGCUACGGCUGAGGGAAGGAGUCUGCAGGGAUCUUCUUGAAGAAUCGACGCUGGCGUUGAAGCGGGGAGCGCAAACCUAUGACGAUCACGCGUCCCUGCUAGGUAUCAUUGAAGGACGAAUGCAUACGGCAUUGCGGGAUCACAAUGAGAAAUGCAUGUCCUUUCUUUACUGACGUUGUUUCCCUCUAUACAUCUAUGGUCGUCCGGAAACCUUUUCGUAGACAUGUUGCCCAGUUUUCAGAGACGCUCUUUUAUUUCGGGCGCAAUGAAAGAUCAUUGUUCUGUUGUCGUGGCUUCGUUGGCGCAUCGCUCUAUCUACUACAGUCUCCCGUCUGCGUACACACCGCAGCUGAAUGAAGAUGCUGUUACUUGUAUAUAUAUAUAUAUAUAUAUGGAAUGAUCCUUCAGCCAUC
Messenger RNA from Dissoconium aciculare CBS 342.82, 6087 nucleotides. RefSeq names its product AAA-domain-containing protein. Lineage: Eukaryota; Fungi; Ascomycota; Dothideomycetes; Mycosphaerellales; Dissoconiaceae. Gene Ontology annotation, molecular function: ATP binding; chromatin binding; histone binding. The record is from RefSeq and is a predicted model, not a curated record. The transcript has 2 exons. Gene Ontology annotation, biological process: positive regulation of transcription by RNA polymerase II. Bases 354 to 5714 code for a protein of 1786 amino acids. Gene Ontology annotation, cellular component: nucleus.